Messenger RNA from Tachyglossus aculeatus (Australian echidna), 1519 nucleotides. It is a transcript of the gene KCNK1, whose product is annotated as potassium two pore domain channel subfamily K member 1. The transcript is spliced from 3 exons. Gene Ontology annotation, cellular component: membrane. The coding region runs from base 92 to 1105 and encodes 337 amino acids. Gene Ontology annotation, biological process: potassium ion transmembrane transport; stabilization of membrane potential. Gene Ontology annotation, molecular function: potassium ion leak channel activity. The record is from RefSeq and is a predicted model, not a curated record. Lineage: Eukaryota; Metazoa; Chordata; Mammalia; Monotremata; Tachyglossidae.
AAUACGAAUGAUUGAUUGAGGGAGGGAGGGAGGAAGGAAGACCCCCCCUCCUUUGCCCCCUCCAACCGUGCCCACGCCCCGCCGGGCCAAGAUGCUGCAGUCCCUGGCUGGCAGCUCGUGCGGGCGGCUGCUGGAGAGGCACCGCUCGGCCUGGCGCUUCGGCCUGCUGGUGGUGGGCUACGGGGUCUACCUGGCCUUCGGGGCGGUGGUGUUCUCGUCCGUGGAGCUGCCCUCCGAGGACCUGCUGCGCCAGGAGCUGCGGGCCCUGAAGCGCCGGUUCCUGGAGGACCACCACUGCCUGGCCGAGCCGCAGCUGGAGGGCUUCCUGGCCCGCGUCCUGGAGGCCAGCAGCUACGGGGUGUCCGUCCUCAGCAACGCCUCCGGACCCUGGAACUGGGACUUCGCCUCCGCCCUCUUCUUCGCCAGCACCGUCCUCUCCACCACCGGGUACGGCCACACAGUGCCGCUGUCAGACGGGGGAAAGGCCUUCUGCAUCGUCUACUCGGUCAUCGGCAUCCCGUUCACCCUGCUGUUCCUGACGGCCGUGGUCCAGCGCCUCGUCGUCUACGUGACGCGCCGGCCAGUGCUCUACCUGCACCUGCGCUGGGGCCUGUCCAAGCAGCUGGUGGCCGGCGCCCACGCCGUGCUCCUGGGCUUCGUCACCGUCUCCUGCUUCUUCUUCAUCCCCGCCGCCAUCUUCUCCGCCCUGGAGGAUGACUGGAACUUCCUGGAGUCCUUCUACUUCUGCUUCAUCUCCCUGAGCACCAUCGGCCUGGGGGAUUACGUCCCCGGGGAGGGCUACAACCAGAAGUUCCGGGAGCUGUACAAAAUCGGCAUCACGUGUUACCUGCUGCUGGGCCUCAUCGCCAUGCUCGUGGUCCUGGAGACCUUCUGCGAGCUGCACGAGCUGAAGAAGUUCCGCAAGAUGUUCUACGUGAAGAAGGACAAGGAGGAGGAGGACCAGGUGCAAAUCCUGGACCACGAGCAGCUCUCCUUCUCCUCCGUCGCCGGACGGGUAGCCGACGCCAAGGGGGAGCAGAAGCCCGGGCAGGACCUCGUGACCGCCUGGCCGGCUCUGCCCCCGGACAGCUCGCCCGACCCGUAGCGCCGCGGUCUCCGCGCCGCCCGACCCCGCGGCCGGAGCGGGAGGUCGCGGCCGAUCGGCCGACGGUGCCUAGUGGGGGGACGGGGAGGCCUCGCUUCGACGGUGGGGAUGCCCGUCUCAGAGCGGAGUAGGGGGCGGGGGCGGCGAGAUCAUUUAGCUAAGCACAACAGAGCUCGCCUUUGCAUUUAACGGAAGAGAGGGGUCCGAGGAUGCCGCCCCGCACCUGGCGUCGGCGGGCCUAUGCGGCCCGCGUUGGGCCGCCCCCCGCCGCGGGAUUAUUUCUGUAGACCCCGAUUUGAGUUGGCUAUUUAUGAGAACGCUGACCGCUGUGUACAUACGAAGUAUAAAUAUGUUUAUAGCCUGUAUAGACGUCAAGGGCGCCAACUCCGCACAACAGCAGAACCCAGAUCUGUA